AUGAUCGCGAUGGGUGGUGCCAUCGGAACCGGCUUGUUCAUCGGUACUGGAACUGCAAUCGCUACUGCUGGUCCGGUUGGCUCCUUGAUCGCAUAUAUUUUUGUUGGAUCAAUUGUUUAUUCUGUCAUGACUGCAUUGGGUGAGGUGGCUACCUACCUCCCUAUUCCUGGAGCCUUCGCCACAUACGCCAAUCGCAUCGUGGACCCCAGCCUGGGCUUUGCUAUGGGCUGGAUUUAUUGGUUCUCAUGGGCAUCGACGUUUGCUCUUGAAUUGACAGCCACGGGUCUUAUAAUCCAGUUCUGGGAUGAGAGCAUUCCAAUGGCUGCUUUCAUUGCCAUUUUCUGGGUUGUGAUUAUAAUUCUCAACAUGUUUCCAGUCAGUUGCUAUGGUGAGAUCGAGUUCUGGCUCUCCAGCAUCAAGAUCAUCACCGUCGUUGGGUUCAUGAUCUUCGCCAUUUGCAUGAAUGCCGGAGUUGGUAAAGAGGGAUAUAUUGGAUUCAGAUAUUGGGUUCACCCUGGACCUUUUAUUCCUUAUUUGCUCGAGAAUCCUGCUCAGGAUGCGUUGGCAAAGUUCCUCGGAUUCUGGGCGAUUCUUAUUAAGGCUGGAUUCUCCUAUCAAGGAACUGAGCUUGUCGGUAUUGCUGCUGGUGAAACCGCCAAUCCGCGCAAGAAUGUGCCCUCUGCGAUUCGGAAAACAUUUUUCCGAAUUGUGUUCUUCUUCAUCUUCACUGUUUUCUUCAUCGGCAUUGUCGUUCCAUCUGAUGAUGAGCGUCUAACUUCGGACAGCAACGGUGCUGACGCAAACGCGUCUCCCUUUGUCAUUUCUGCACGACGAGCUGGCGUCAACGCCUUGCCGAGUAUCAUCAACGCAGUUUUAUUAACGGUAGUUCUCUCUGCCGCCAAUUCGAACGUGUACAGCGGCAGUCGAAUUCUGGUAGGACUGGCAAACGAAGGCUUUGCACCUCGCAUCUUUGGCAAAGCCAGCAAACGCGGUGUACCUUAUGCGAGUGUGGGUUUCACCGCACUUUUUGGUCUAUUGGGAUUCCUCAAUGUGUCAAACGCCGGAGCAACCGUCUUCAACUGGUUGAUGCAAAUUGCUGGCUUGGCUGGUUUCAUUACCUGGGCCUCGCUUAAUAUUAUUCAUCUGGCCUUCAUGAGAGCAUUGAAAGCACGAGGAAUAUCACGCGACACACUUCCUUAUAAGGGAACUUGGCAGCCAUAUUUCUCUUGGUAUGGGUUGUUCUUCAACAUCCUCAUCAUCAUCACCCAAGGGUUUACGGCUUUUAUCCCGACGUUCAGCGUCCAAGACUUUUUCAUCAACUACCUUAGUCUCAUUUUGUUUGCGGUUCUGUAUAUCGGCCACAAAAUCGCUUUCCGUACAGAAUUUGUGAAACCGAUGGACGCGAACAUUGAUACCGGUCGGCUGGAGGACUAA
Molecule: messenger RNA, 1434 nt
Organism: Penicillium salamii
Lineage: Eukaryota; Fungi; Ascomycota; Eurotiomycetes; Eurotiales; Aspergillaceae
Source: the annotation of a GenBank genome assembly